Dentiscutata erythropus is the source of this 960-nucleotide messenger RNA. The record is from the annotation of a GenBank genome assembly. Lineage: Eukaryota; Fungi; Glomeromycota; Glomeromycetes; Diversisporales; Gigasporaceae.
AUGGCUACGAAAACAGCUACCCCAAAGAUCCAAAAACCUAAAGUUAAUAACUUUGUAUUGGUCUUAGAGCAGUUUCUAGAAAAGCAUAAUCUGACAGCGGACUCCACCCCAGAACAAUUAAACAAACAUGCUUCCAAACUUGAUGCUCUACUUCCCGAUUGGAUGGCCCACAGGUGUGUUAAAGUCGCUCUUGCCAGAGGUACUGAUAACAGAUGCUCAUUUAGUGAAGAGCGGAUAGAGGCUCUCUUACCAGAUAAGAGAAAAGGAAAACUCACCAUAGAGGAAAGGGCAAAAUAUUGCGCUAAAAUCGGCGAUGCUAUGGACAUUUUCGCCCAUCAUUUAGAUUUAGGCCCAAAAAAUGAUUAUGAAAAUGAAAUAGUCGCCAGUGGUUCACGCCAGUCGCAAUUUCGUGUGAAAUUAGCAGAAGGCGGGGUAAGUCCUGAAAUUAUUAAUACCUAUGUCAAAGAUCCAAAACUUAUUCAAGAAGUGUUUAAAAGGAUUCAGAAUAUGGAUGUUUCUAAAAUUCUAUCUAAAGAAGAUCUCACGGAUAUAAUUGUGAUGUUGAGUAUGAGACCUGCAGAAGUAAGAUCUCUUCAAAUUAUUCACUAUGAACCAGAUCCUUUGAAUGCUCCAGUAUGGUAUAAAGAAGGCUAUUUAAAAAGUAGAGAAGAGAAGAAAAAAAAUUCUGAGCCCCGACCAUUUCUUUCCAUGGAGAAGAGCCCGGAACGCGCCAGAGAAUUACUUACCUGGAUCCAAAAUACAAUCAAGGCAAAAAAGUUGCGUGAUCCUGUUUUUACAGAAAAUGAAACACAUUAUGGAAGUAAACAUGCUUCCAGAAUUCAUGGUGGUGAUAAUUACGCUAUAGGCGAUACAGAAUUAGAAAAGUCUGACUCCAAACCAGAGACAAGCGACAGUUCAAAACCUCAAAUACAGGCUUCUUCGUCAUCUCAAACAAUAUAA